Stylonychia lemnae is the source of this 606-nucleotide messenger RNA. Lineage: Eukaryota; Ciliophora; Spirotrichea; Sporadotrichida; Oxytrichidae. The record is from the annotation of a GenBank genome assembly.
AUGGAAAAAACUCCAGGCUACACUCCAUAGACAGUUUAUGCGGAUAAGAGUGAUACAGAUAUCUUUACCAAGCAAACUUACCAUAAAUUUGGCAGUAGAAAAAUCCACUAAGAUCAAUGGCUUUAUAUCUCAAAGCAGACUGUUUCCUUUUUGUGGUCGAUACUCUGGACAUUCUUAUCAUUUGCCUUUAAAGGCAGAGAUGAUCAGCUUUAGCUUUGGUCUUCUUUUAUCUCCUUGAUAUUCUCAGUCUAUGCACUAUUUGCUCUUUUCUUUUUACAAAGGAACAAGAAAACUGGAUUGGUGAACUACAUUGCUUGGUUCUCCUUAUUUUUAGUCACAGUCCUAGAACUUAUUUUUCUUACCUCAUUGCUAAUUCAAGCUAACUACUACAUUCUGAUAAGAACUAACUAUUCAACUUUAAGAGUGGAGUAUUUACACUCUAAAACAUAGAUAGUAGUGCUAUUUGCAACAGGACUAAUAGGCAUACUGAGUUUGCUUAUCUCAGCAGUUGCCACCUAAAGAUUUUCAAUAGCUUAUUAUGAGCUUGAAAAUCUUCAUAAACUAAUCUUUAACUUCGAUCAUCAGUAAUUAACUCUAUUAAGAUGA